AAAAAAAAAAACAUGCAUUGCAGACAGAGGAAGAUGCGCCCCACGAGUGACUCUGACUUCUCUGCUAUCGUCGUUCCCUCCAUGCGUGGGUCCGGGUACCUCGACUACACUGUGGAGAACCACGCUUCCAGGUCCCUGUUGGUCAUGGACGAGUUUCGACGGCUCGACUUGUUGUGUGACCUGGUGUUGCACGUCACAUUCAAGGACAGGGCCAUGAACUUCAAGGUUCACAAAGUGGUGCUGGCCUCAUGUAGCGCCUAUUUCAGAGCCAUGUUCACCAGGGGCUUCAAAGAGUGCAGCGCCUCUGAGGUCACUCUGCGUGACGUAUGCCCCGAGGUGGUGGGAAGACUGAUCGACUUCGCCUACACCGCCCGCAUCACCGUGGGAGAGAAGUGUGUGUUGCAUCUUCUUUUGGCUGCCAUGAGAUUUCAGAUGGAGGAUGUGGCCAAAGCUUGUUGUGAUUUUCUCACCAAGCACCUGGAGCCAGCUAACGUCAUCGGCAUCGCCCGCUUCGCGGAGGAAAUCGGAUGCUCAGAACUGCACAAGACGUGCCGAACAUACAUCAACUCACACUUCAGUGAGGUGACCAAAGUGGACGAGUUCUUUAGCUUGUCUCACUGCCAGCUGCUGGAGCUCAUCAGUCAGGACAGCAUCAAGGUGCUCUGUGAGUCUGAGGUGUAUAAGGCCUGCACGGACUGGGUCCACUCCGACAUGGAGAGCCGAGCCCAGUAUCUACACGCCCUCCUGAAUGCCGUUCAUAUUUACGCGCUGCCUCCGAAAUUUCUAAAGAAUCAGCUUCUGUCCUGCCCCAUCCUCAGCAAGGCCAAUUCCUGUAAGGACUUCUUGUCCAAAAUCUUCCAGGAAAUGACUCUGAUGAAACUUCCUCCUCCACCAAUCCGAGGAGCCCAACUCAUCUACGUGGCUGGCGGAUACAGGCAGCAUUCCCUGUCCACAAUGCAGGCAUUUGAUCCCAAAAGGAGUGUUUGGCUAAAACUAGCCAGCAUGGGAACGCCAUGCAGCGGUCUCGGAGCCUGUACGCUGUUCGGACUCAUCUACACUGUGGGAGGCAGGAAUCUGUCGUUACAAAGUAACACUGAUUCCAGCUCUCUGUGCUGCUACAACCCCAUGACCAACCAGUGGAGCCAGCGGGCUUCCCUCAACACCCCCAGGAACCGGGUGGGAGUGGGCGUGGUGGACGGCUGCAUCUACGCUGUCGGUGGCUCUCAGGACUCCGUGCAUCACAACACGGUGGAGAGGUGGGAUCCAGAGUCCAAUCGCUGGUCUUUUGUCUGUCCCAUGUCGGUGGCUCGUCUGGGGGCUGGUGUGGCAGUGAGCGGGGGGUGUCUGUAUGUGGUGGGGGGAUAUGACGGACAGACCCGCUGGAACACCGCUGAGAAAUACCAGCAUGACACCAACACGUGGCACCAAGUAGCUCCCAUGAGCACCAUACGCAGCGGACUGGGACUUGUGUGCGUGCACUCUUACCUGUACGCAAUCGGAGGCUAUGAUGGGCGGAGCCAGCUGUGCACGGUGGAGCGUUACAAUACUGUGAAGAACAUUUGGGAGCCCAGAGCCUCCAUGCAGCACUGCCGCAGUGCACAUGGAGUCACAGUCCACACGGGGCGCAUCUUUGUCUUCGGAGGUUACAAUCAGCACGGUUUUCUGUCCAGUGUCGAGUGCUACUGUCCUGAAAGAAAUGAAUGGACGUACAUCACCGACAUGCCCGUUGGAUUCAGCGGUAUGGGUGUCACCGUCACCAUGGAGCCGUGUCCCAGCUGCCUGCCAGAACAAGAAGAGGAUGAGGACAUGUCCAAAUAGGAGGAAGAGAUCGAUUGAAGUCUUGUGUGAAAAAGACAUUCGUUGCAACUCAAUUAAUUUCUUUUUUUUUGCAUUAAAUCGGACAUUCCCUAACAGGA
Messenger RNA from Nothobranchius furzeri (turquoise killifish), 1916 nucleotides. The record is from RefSeq and is a predicted model, not a curated record. Lineage: Eukaryota; Metazoa; Chordata; Actinopteri; Cyprinodontiformes; Nothobranchiidae.